Closterium sp. Naga37s-1 is the source of this 3423-nucleotide messenger RNA. Lineage: Eukaryota; Viridiplantae; Streptophyta; Zygnematophyceae; Desmidiales; Closteriaceae. The record is from the annotation of a GenBank genome assembly.
AUGUGCAGACUACGCCAUCUCAUUCCAUGCGCCAUCACUCCAUCGCACACAAUCCCUCCAUCUCACACCAUUCCCCAAUUUCAAAUCACCCCCCUGUCUCACACAAUCCAUCCAACCCCCUCCCGUCCAACACCAUAUUUUAAACCCCCUCUGUCCCUCCCCCUCUGUCCCUCCCCAUCUGUCCAUCCCUCUCUCUCCCUCCUCCUCUCUCCCUCCCCCUCGCUCCCUCCCCCUCUCUCCCUCCUCCUCUCUCCCUCCCUCUCUCUCCCUCCCCUUCCGUCCCUCCCCCUCGUUCCCUCCCCCACUGUUUCUGUCCCUCUGUCCUCCCCCCUCUGUCCCUCCCCCUUUGUCAUUUCCCCUCUGUCCCUCCCCCUCUGUCCUUCCCCCUCUGUCCCUCCCCCUCUGUCCCUCCCCCUCUGUCCCUCCCACUCUCUCCCUCCCCCUCUCCCCCUCCCCCUCUCACCCUCCUCCUGUGUCCCGGGUAUGUGGGGGGGAAGGAUGGCGAGUACGUGGGGGGGAGGAGGGCGGGUAUGUGGGGGGGAGGAGGGCGGGUAUGAGGAGGAACACGAGGGCGUGUGGUGUUGGGCGAAGGCGGGUGGUGCGGGGGGAGGAAGGUCGGUGCUGUGUGUGGGGGAAGGCAGGUGGUGUGGGGAGAGGAAGGAGCGUAUGAGAGCAUUUGGAGAAGCCAUUCAGUGGCGGCUGGAGGGCAUAGAGACCUCUGGAGCAGCGCAUGAACUGUGCUUAGACCUUGGAUCGGACAUGCGGUUUCUUAAGAAGUGGCUUACAACAAACAGGCCACAAACAGACAUCCCCGCCGCUCAACAUGGGAGGCACCUGUGGGACAUCCGACGGCACGCAACACCCCCUGCUGUUGGAUUCAAUGACCGCUUCACCGCUCUGCACUCCUCACAACCUCUCCCAGCACUGGGUCCCUUCCGGUCAGAGAGCGGAAGCGCAGCAGCACACAUGCCUGGAUUCUCCCACGGACUAGCACCAAGAGGAGCGCCAGGGGUUUCCUCAGGAGCGGCCUACACAGGGAUGCUGGAAGGCGGGCUCUCAGCAUCGGAUCCUGGAGGGAGGGCGUUCAGUGCGCUGGGUGAAUUUGACGCAGGAGUGGCUGUAGCAGGGGGGCAGCAACAAGGCGGCAGCAUGAUGCAGGCAAUGCAGGCUGCAAUGAGGGAAGACCCACUGGCUGCUCCUGGCGAAUCCAAUCAGUUUUCAUGGUCCUCCUUGGGGCACAGAGCUGCUGCCGGAUAUGGGGCAUCGGCGCUUGAUUACUCAUCUCGCCUGUCCGCAAUGGGGAUGGGUAUGGGGUCAGGAGUAACCGGGGGUACAAUGAUGCAAGGACUGGAUUUUCUUAACGGCCAGCAGUUUUCAGGGAGGUCACAGGGGCAGGGAAUAACACGGGCUGAUGAUUUACCCGGUAUGCUGGGAGCAUCUGGGGGGCUUUCUCAUAUGCUGACGAUGGAUGAAGGUAGAAUGCUCAUGGGUCAAGGAGAGGCUGGCGUGGAAGGAAUUGCAAGCGGCUCUGGCAUGAGCGGAUUCUUACAGUACCACCAUAGCCUGGACCCGUCACCGCUAACCCGCACACCGUCAGGCCACGUCAUCAUUCCGUCGGGCCACGUCAGCAUGUCGGACAGAGCGUACCUGCAGCAGCCGGCCGGUACCUCGUUCCAGAGCCUGCUCACUGCUCCGGAGGAGAGAGGUCUAACCGGCUGGCCUGAAAGGGGUCUAGCCUUUGAUGCCGGCCCGCCUUUUGGUGGUGGUGGCGGUGGCGGUGGUGCGUCCAGCGCGGGCCUGACUGACGCCAUGGUCUGGUCUGCUAGUCUGCAAAGGGAUCUGCGAGCAGCAGGCAGGCUGGGAGGAGCAGCCAGAAUGGGUUCUGGUGACUCUCUGGCUGCUGGGGUUCAGGCACAGCAGCAGCACGAGGGGGGUCUGGAGCAGCAACAGCGUCAGGGCGAGCGGAGCGUGGGAGGUGCAGGUGGUCAUGAGAAAACUGCUGAGGGAGCGAGUGGGGCACUGGGCGCUGGUGUGGAUGGGGCACAGGGGAGUGGUGCAGGGGGGGUUGGUGGGGGGACACAGGGUGGAGUGGAGGGGGGCGGCGAGGGGAAGGGUGCCGGAGGAGCAGCAGAGGGGGAGGGAGGAGAUGCAGGACUGCAGAGGUCGUCGCGGCUGCCUCCUUGGGCGAGGAAGCAGCUUCAGCAGUCAGGAAGAGCCCUCGGGGGCGACCCUUUCCGCGUGUCAUCCCCUCGAAUCGCCUCCUCUCCCCAUCUCUCGUCGCAAUUCUCCUCCCCUCUCUCUUCUCCUCACCUUCCAUCUCCCCUCUUCUCACCCGGUCAACAGUCUCCGUUCUCCUCCCCUUGCUUCUCCCACCUCCCCUCCCCCCGCCUGGCUGGAUUCCAGCGCCUCUCCAUCUCCAUCCCCCCCAGCCCUCCCCCCUUCGGCGCACACUCCCCCAUGGGCGCGUACACCCCCAUGGGCGCACCCUCCCCCUCUUCCAGAACCCCUGGCUCCUUCCCCUUCCCUACGCACUCCCCCCUCGCUGGAGGAUUUCCUUCCGCCAGCCCCAACGCCCCGUCCCUGGCCAAACUCUCCCCCAGUGUAGCUGCAAGCAACCGCAGCAAGAGGAGGCUCGCCCUUCGCGCCCACCACACAGGGGCACAUAUCCCCGGUAGGGGGCGACACACAGGGGGAAGAGGCGCCGGGCAUGGGGGAUCCCUGGGGUCCCCGAGGGGCAGUGGGCGGAUGGGGCAGCAGAGGAUGAGGGUGCAGGGGAUGUCUGGGGGUUUGAAUGUGGGAGGAGAAGGGAUGGGAGGGAUGGGGCACGAGCAGGGGGCGGUGGGUGCGGGGCAGCAGAUGAGUCCGGGGCAGGUGGCGGUGCAUGGGAAUGUGAGUGGCAGCAGCAGUGGCGGGGCAGUCAUCGGUGGGAGUAGGCUGCGAUCGGAGGCUUCACUCACCGAGUCUGAAGGCAGUGUGCUGGAUUCUUCCUUCCCCUCCCCCCAUAUUCUCCCGUUUUCCUCCAUUGCACUUCCCUCUCCCCCAUCGCCCCACGGCCAGAGCAAGUCAGUAGGCGUGCUGUUCGAGAAGCUGCUUACUGCGAGCGACACGAGCCACCUGGGCCGGGUCAUGCUGCCCAAGAGCAAGUCAAUAGGCGUGCUGCUUGAGAAGCUGCUGACCGCAAGUGACACGGGCCACCUGGGCCGGGUCGUGCUGCCCAAGGUGCCGGCAGAGCGCUUCCUACCGCACGUGGAGAGCAAGGAGGGCAUUCUCAUCAUCGUAGAGGACUCUAUUGGCGGCCAGUGGUGCUUCCGAUACCGCAAGGAGGGCAUUCUCAUCAUUGUUGAGAGCACUCCAUGGGCGGCCAGUGGUGCUUCCGCUACAGGUGUGUGUUGCUUCCACGGUGCUGCUGGUACCGGCAUGUAG